Purpureocillium takamizusanense is the source of this 828-nucleotide messenger RNA. RefSeq lists its product as uncharacterized. Gene Ontology annotation, molecular function: monooxygenase activity; heme binding; oxidoreductase activity, acting on paired donors, with incorporation or reduction of molecular oxygen. Bases 1 to 828 code for a protein of 275 amino acids. The transcript has 3 exons. The record is from RefSeq and is a predicted model, not a curated record. Lineage: Eukaryota; Fungi; Ascomycota; Sordariomycetes; Hypocreales; Ophiocordycipitaceae.
AUGCCGUGGCUUGAUAGUUGGUUGAGCAAGAAUCCCAUCGUCAAGGUUCCCUUCGUGUCCGGGGGCAUCUCGUGGAGCUACUUGGCUGCGGUAGAGCUUUACACUAACGGAAAGCACUACAUCGACAAAUAUCGCGACUUGAAAGACACUUAUCCUGAUUUGAUUGACGACGAGCAAGUUCUUAGAUAUCUGACACUAAACCUUAUUGCUGGAGGCGAUACAACUAGCGGUACACUGCGCGCGAUCUUGUAUCAUGUGGCCAAGGCCCCAUCGGUGUACUCGAAACUCAUCUCAGAGCUAGAUGCAGCUAAACUCUCCCUACCGGCCCAGUGGAGCGAUAUCAGCAAACUUCCUUAUCUCAAUGCAGUCGUAUACGAAUCAUCUCGCAUAACUCCUGGCAUCGGGUUGAUGUUCGAGAGGCAUGUUCCCGCAGGGGGCUGCAAGCUCCCCGACGGUCGCUUCAUACCAGCAGGGACCAAGGUGGGGAUCAACCCUUGCGUCGUCUCGCGCGAUACCGAUGUCUUUGGCGACGACGUUGAGGCUUUCAAGCCAGAGCGUUGGCUACAGCGACCAGACGAGGACGAUAAGGGCUAUGCGAUACGAUCUCAGCGCAUGCGAGAGACUACCGAUCUUACGUUCGGGGCAGGUAACCGCGUCUGCAUGGGCAAAUCAAUGGCCAAAAUGGAGAUUUACAAACUGGUGGCGACAUUGUACAGUACCUUUGAUAUCAAGCUGCCCGAUGAGCGACACGAGUGGACGUACCGAAAUUCCUGGCUCAUGUUCCACGAAAACAUUCCCAUGCUGAUCAGUCGGAGAGCAAGACUCUAA